Molecule: messenger RNA, 2391 nt
Organism: Thyridium curvatum
Lineage: Eukaryota; Fungi; Ascomycota; Sordariomycetes; Thyridiales; Thyridiaceae
Exons: 4
Coding region: 1-2391 (796 amino acids)
Biological process (GO): transmembrane transport
Cellular component (GO): membrane
Molecular function (GO): sulfate transmembrane transporter activity
Source: RefSeq, a predicted model, not a curated record
AUGGCCGCCGGUGGAAGACCCCAGCUGCCCGGCCGCUCCCUCACCCAACCGCACAUCCCUACCACCCCGAGCACCCUGCGACAGAGCCACACCCCAGCCGGCAGCGGCGCCUCUGCAAGUCAUGACGGCGGCGGCGACGACAACGACGUCGACAGAAGCGACCGCCACGAUCCUCCGCUGACCGCGACAGAAUCCUCCCCUUUGCUCGGCAGCUCGAACCCCGAGCAGCGCGGUCUCCCGUACGAUGCCCACGGCACGUUCACGCCGCGGCCACUGAGUCCCGCGCCGAGCUACCAGAGCUCCGUCACGAACCCGGACUCGGCGAGCGCGUCCGAGGGCUCUGCCUCCUACCUCGACAGCUUCAUCACCAGCAUCACGGGCCAGAGCGACCGCGCGACGUGGCGGAGGAGAUGGGCGCGCAAGAUGCGGAGCAAGAGGAUGCGCACCUCGACAGAGCUGGCCGAGCAGCACGGCCUCAAGACCACCAACUUCACGUAUCUUGCCUACUACGUCCCCUGCCUCCAGUGGAUGAGCGAGUACAAGCUGGCCUACCUCCACGGCGACCUGAUCGCCGCCAUCACUCUCGCUGGCAUAUACCUGCCCAUGUCCCUCUCCCUGGCCGAGAACGUCGCUCACGUCCCGCCCAUCCACGGCCUCUACGCCUUCGUCUUCGCCCCGCUGCUCUAUGCGCUGCUGGGAAGCUGCCCGCAGAUGAUCGUCGGCCCCGAAGCAGCCGGUUCGCUUCUUGUGGGCACCGUGGUCAAGUCUAGCAUCGAACUCGGUCGUGGAGGCGAGGACGACGAUCUCCUCCACGCCAAGAUCUGUGGUGUCGUUUCCGGCAUGGCGGCCGCUACCGUCCUCAUUGCCGGCCUUGCUCGUCUGGGCUUCCUCGAUAGUGUCCUCUCCCGGCCUUUCCUGCGAGGCUUCAUCUCGGCCAUUGGCUUCGUCAUCUUCGUUGAGCAGCUCAUCCCAGAACUGGGUCUUUCGCGGCUCAGCGAGAAGGUCAGCCAUGGGAGCACGGUCGACAAGGUGGGCUUUAUCUUCAGGAACCUGAAGAGCACCCAUCGCCCUACCUUUAUUGUGGCGGCUGUCGCCUUUGUGAUUAUUAUGACAUUUAGAGAAACAAAAAGACGGCUAGAACCUAGAUAUCCCAAGAUCGCCUUCCUCCCGGAUCGCCUGGCUGUCGUGGUGUUGUCGGCAUGGAUGGCCUGGUAUUUCGACUGGCAGAGCUACGGCAUCGAGGUUCUCGGUCCCGUAAAGGCCACUUCUGGAGGCUUAUUCACCUUCCGCUGGCCCUUCCAGCCAUCUCACAUGACCCACAUCAAGGACGCGAUGAGCACAUCCUUCCUCAUUGCCCUUCUAGGCUUCUUUGAGUCGUCCGUCGCGGCCAAGAGUCUCGGUGGCCAAGAGAUCUUCCCCCGGCUCCAGCUCAGCCCCAACCGUGAGCUUGUGGCCCUCGGUGCGUCCAACAUGCUCGGUGCUUGUUUCAUGAGUCUGCCUGCCUUUGGUGGAUACGGCCGAAGCAAAGUCAACAAGCAGACUGGUGCCAAGAGUCCCAUGUCAUCUAUCUUUCUGAGCAUGAUCACGGUAUUGUGCAUCAUCUUUCUACUUCCAUACUUUUACUACCUACCGCAACCCGUCCUCUGCGCCAUGAUCAGCGUCGUCGCCUGGUCCCUCAUCGAGGAGGCGCCGCACGACAUCACCUUCUUCUGGCGCAUCUCGGCCUGGAAGGAGCUGGGCCUCAUGUUCAUCAUUGUCGUGGCGACCGUCUUCUACACGCUCGACUUUGGCAUGGCCAUCGGCAUCGGCCUCUCCCUGCUGCAGGUCAUCCGCAACUCGACCCGCCCGCGCAUCCAGAUCCUGGGCCGCAUCCCGGGCACGGAGCGCUUCGAGAACGCCGAGCACCGGCCCGAGCGCCUCGAGUUCAUCGAGGGCUGCCUGAUCGUCAAGAUCCCCGAGCCCCUGACGUUCGCCAACACGGGCGAGCUCAAGACGCGCCUGCGCCGGCUCGAGCUCUACGGCACGAGCGGCGUGCACCCGGCCCUGCCGCGCCUGCGCCGCGAGGCCAUGAACCGCAACAUCGUCUUCGACGUGCACGGCGUCACGGCCAUGGACGGCUCCGGCACGCAGGUCCUGGCCGAGAUUGUGCGCGAGUACCGCGCGCGCGGCGUGCGCGUCUGGUUCUGCCGCGUCGCGCAGGAGCGGCGCGGCGGCAAGGAGCACCCCGUGUGGCGGCUCAUGCGGGACAGCGGCAUCGUCGACCUCGUCGGCGGGGAGAGGCAUUUCGUCGGCGACGUGCAGGAGGCGCUGCGGAUGACGGAGGUCGAGGACGGGGAGGACCUGGGCGUUGCUGAUGGGGUUGGUACGGCGACGGUGGUUGCUGCUACCUGA